Messenger RNA from Sparassis crispa, 636 nucleotides. RefSeq lists its product as hypothetical. The record is from RefSeq and is a predicted model, not a curated record. The transcript is spliced from 2 exons. Bases 1 to 636 code for a protein of 211 amino acids. Lineage: Eukaryota; Fungi; Basidiomycota; Agaricomycetes; Polyporales; Sparassidaceae.
AUGCCAUAUGCCCAGGCUGGGCGACUGCGCUAUACUAAAGCGCUGCUGUGGCGACUGAGUAUAAAGGCCACCGCGUUCGAGCGACUGUCUGUGGUCAUCCAUCAGCUCUUGCGCAAUCUUCAGAUCUCUUCUCUCCCUCCCUCCGUGCCUUUGAUAAUGUCUCUGCCCCCUCCUUGCUUCACCCCCGGCUCUCUAUACCUUGCUGGCUUCGCACAAGCCCGCGGCCCACACGCUGCUCUCAUCAUCCCGUUCAGUCCCUCAGCCGGGCGCCUUGUGCACAUCCGUAUCGACUAUGAGCGGUCUCAAACUUGGGUAUACCAAUCUAAACUGCAAGAAAUCACGGGAGACAUGUUCCUUUCGACAUUGAUCAAGCUGCGAGACGUCUCUCUGGGCCAUGUGACCGUCGAGCAGCUCGAGCACGCUGCGGCGUAUGUGCCACUACCACCCAAUGACCACCACGGAGAAUGUCUGCCAUGGGCCUUGGGCGUCGUCCGGAAGCUCCAAGAGAUGGGCUUGCUGAACGUGUCUGAUGUCCAUCAGCUGGGGGAGGAGUUUGUCCAAUUUUCGGCCGGGAACUGGUUGUACGCCACACGCCAUAGGUUCCCGAACGUUAAGGAAUCUCAGUUCACCUCGUAG